GGUAGGGUCGCCUGUGCCGAAAAGUCAAAAUAGAGGACAGACCACCGGUCCUCCAGGUUUGGGGUCCAGCUCAGGGCUAACAACCCUGACUGGUAAAACAAAAUCGAUACGGAAACAGCAAUGAAGAAUUCUUCUACAUCUGAGUGCGACGGCAUUCCUGAGUUUCCAACCGGGACUUGCAUGACUGACAGUAGUGAAAACCGAGAGGAAGCUACUGAGAAGACGAAGGAAGCCCUGAACACCGCCAGAAAUGGAGGACCUUCAUUGCUGUCCUAAACGUCAGUGGCGUAACAAGCAGUUGGACUUCCCGCCCCAGUUCCCAUUCAUUGGGAUGGCGGUCCCGGGACCAGCGGGUUCACGAAAGUGGCUCCAAUGCUGCUGCUGGCUGUCAGCCUGCGUUGUCUACACUGCCUGUUCUGCGUUUUUCGAGUUCUUCAGUAGGGUCUUCAUCAGCCAGUACCGCUUCACCUUCCCCGCCUUCAUUGUCCUCUGUCAGGCACUACUGACCAUUGUAAUACUGCAGUUAUUAAAACGAGCCAAGCUGCUGAAGAUUGAACCCUAUUUACUGGAGCGUGGUGAGAUUUUCUUGCUGCCUUCCAUUUGUUUCAGUUUUCAUUCCAUCUUAAUUAUGUGGGCUGUGACUGCCUCCUACUCUACUGUCUUCAUGUUCAUCAGGCAGUUCACCCCAAUGGCUAGCUUAGCCCUGAUGCAAACAUUCAACCUGAAGAAGAGAGCCUCUUCCAGCAUUGGUCACCUGGUGUUGAUGGUUACUUUGUGCUCAGUUCUUGCAGGUGCUCGCAGGUUCAACGAUGAAGCCAUUGUCUACAUCUAUGGGUUGCUGAACCUCAUGCUCGAGAGUAUGUAUCUCAUUUUGCUCCAAAAGAUUUGUGAAGACCAAAAUACUUCAGUGAUGGAUGUCCACUACACCUGUACCAUUAACAGCUGCCCACUACUGUUUGUCUACUGCCUCCUCCAUCCAGGCACGCAACAGAUCUACAUGUCAGGAAGUUGGACUAGUCUGAUCUUCCUGGGCUUCUUUUCCUUGGUGCUUAUUCUGGGCUGUUUGCUAAAGCUUCUCAUUUGUCUGUGUACCUUGCUGAGCUCAGCUCUGAUGGUGAGCAUGAUGGAGGUUGGAAAGACAGACGCACUGACUCUAAGGAGCAUCAUUGCUAAUAAAUGGACCUUCUCAUUGCCACAACUCACUAGUCUUCUCGUCAGUGCUAGUGGGAUAGGCAUCUUUUUAUAUAAAGUUAGCAGAGAAACAAACAUAUCAACAAGGAAAGGGGCACUGGGAAUCCAACGCUGAAAAGUGUCUUAAGUAUUGGAACUUAUGGGAGCCAAUGUAGCCUUGCAGUUAGCAUGACACCUUUAGUUCAGAGAAUCAAAGUUCAAUUACGGUGCUAUCUGUAAGGAGUUUGUACGUUCUUCCCAUGACAGUGUGGGUUUCCUCCCACAGACCAAAGAUGUUGGUUAAUUGGUCAUUGUAAAUUGUCCUGUGAUUAGCCUAGGAUUAAAUAGGUGGGUUGUUGAGAGAUGCAAUUUAUUGGGCUGAAGGCCCUGUUCCAUGCUGUAGUGGGUGCCAUGCUAGUGUACCAGUUAGCAUGAUGCUAUUACAACUUGGGGCAUUCCAGAGUUUGGAGUUCAAUUCCAACAUCCUCCCCAUGGUUUGCAUGGGUUUCCUCCCACAGUCCAAAGACAUACCGCGUGGGCUAAAUGGCUGAUGUAAAUUGUCCUGUGAUUAGGCAUUAUAAUAAACACUGGAGUAGAAUGCAGAGAAACUGCUGAAUAAACUAUAUAGUGCCCUAAUCUACAAUCAUCCUGAGGACUGUUCAUUUCUAAUCACAUACAGAUAGGUUUGUUAAACCAUGAAUCAUUUGCAUCAGAGGGUUUUUCAUUCUAUCAUGCCUGUGCCAGCUGAAAAGAAUUGUCCCGAUGCAGGGUCUCAAACCAAAAUGUUGAUCAUCCAUUUACCUCCACAAAUGCUGCUUGACCCACUGAGUUCUUCAAAGUUUGUUUCUAGCUCCAGAUUCCAGCAUCUGCAGUAUCUCAUGUCCCCCAGAAUAGUUCCGUAUCUGAACAGCACUUGGCAGUUUAUGGUUCGUGAUCUUAAAAAGUUGUAGAAUUUCAAAUGCUGCCCAGGCAUUUAAGCUUUGAUUUUUGAAAGUGUUUGCUAGAUCGCUGUGGCUAGAAGGGCCUACUCUGUGUUGUAUCACUAAAUUAUUAAAAAAAAUCUGAGUAUAUUACUCUUUGCCUCUCAAGCAUGACAACUCAAUGCUGCAUCACUAUACUAACAAUAAGAACACUUGCAAAUACAGGUCACAGUAGUAAAUGUAAAAAAUAUUCAACUUAAAAGGCCAUCAUUUUUGUAGACUGGCUCUUGUGAUCUACUGCUCUCCUGAGAUCAUAUGAUAUCUGAUAGGAUGACAGCAAUGGCUGGAGUUUUUGGGAGCAAUUCAGGAGGUGCAUGACAGAUACAUACCAAAGUUGAGGUAGAAUUCUAAAGAGGGGAUGAGGCAAACGUGGUUAACAAGGGAAGUCAAAGACAGCAUAAAACAUAGCAAAAAUUAGUGUGUAGGUAGAGGAUUGGAAAGCUGUUAGAAAUCAACACAAGGCAACUCAAAGCAUAAAGAGAUAGGAUACAAAGGUAAACAACCCAAUAAUAUAAAAGAAUAAAAAAUAAGUUUUCAAUAUAUAAAAAGAGUAAAAAAGGAUGAGAGUGGAUUUUCGACCACUGGAAAGUUGAGAGAGGCAGCAAUGGGGGACAAACUUACUAAGUAUUUCGUAGUAGUCUUCACUGUGGAAAGCACUAGCAAAAUGCCAGAAACAUGAGAGAGUGUCAGGGGGCAGGUGAAUGUUGUUGCUAUUAAUGAGGAGCAGCAGCCUGGGACACAGAAAAAUCUGAAGUUAGAUAAGUUACCUGAACCAGCUGGACAACACUCCAGGGUUCUGGAAGAGAUAGCUGAAGAAAAGAUUGUGGAGGCAUUAAUAAUGAUCUUUCAAGAAUCACUAGAUCCUGUAAUGGUUCCAGGGACUGGAAAACUACAAAUGUCACUCCACUCUUUAAGAAUGAAGGGAAAUAGAAUAAGGGAAGUUACAGGUCAGUUAGCCUGACACUAGUGGUUAGAAAGAUGUUGGGAGUCUGCUAUUAAGGAUGAAAUUCCAGGGUACUUGGAGGCACAUGAUAAAUUAGGCCAGUCAACAUGGUUUCUUUAAUGGGAAAUCAUGACUGACAAGUCUGUUUAAGGAAUGACAGGCAGGAUAGACAAAGGAGAGUCAGUCGAUGUUGUUUAUUUGGAUUCUCAGAAAGCCUUUGACAAGGUGUUGCACAUGAGUCUGCUUAAUAAGAUAACAACCCAUGGUGCUUUUGGAAAGAAACUUGCAUGAAGAUUGGUUGACUGCCAGGAGGCAAAGAGUAGGAAUAAAGAGGGCCUUUUCUGGUUGGCCGCCAGUAACUAGUGGUUUGCUGCAGUUGUCAGUGUUGGGAUACCUUCUUUUCACAUGUCAAUGAUUUGGAUAUAGAAAUGGCUUUGUGGCUAAAUUUGUGGACAAUAUUUAGAUAGGUGGAAGAGCAGAUAAUGUUGAGGAAGCAGUGUGUCUGCAGAAGGACUUGGAUUGGGAGAAUGGGCAUAGAGGUGACACAUGAAAUAGGAUGUAGGGAAGUGCAUGGACAUGCACUUUGGUAGAAGGAAUAAAGGCAUGGACUAUUUUCUAAAUGGGGAGAGAAUUCAAAAAUCAGUAGUGCAAAAGAACUUGGAAGUCCUUCUGCAGGAUUCCCUAAAGCAGGCAUGGGCAAACUAAGGCCUGGGGGCCAUAUGCGGCCUGUUAAGCUUUUUAAUCCGGCCCGCAGAACUUGAUGAAAUUAUAUUAAUAAACCUUGUUAACGUUUUUUCCCCGCAAUUCUGGCGUUUUCCCAAUAGAUGAUGCACUCUAUAUACAUUGACCUUUGUUGAGGUGCAGCGUAUUACUCCACAUUUGCGCUUUACUCUUUGUUCGGCUCGACCGAUUUGUGUGAAUAGGCGUUCAGCGUCAUGAACAUCAACAAAGCCAGCCACAGAUCCAAGUUAACUGACCAACACCUCAGAUCCAUCCUGAGAAUCGCCACAACAAAACUAAAUCCAGACUUUGAUGCGCUGGCUAAAAAGGGAGACCAACAACAGUGUUCCCACUGAAAUUAAAAAUAAGUUUCUUCGUUGUGUUAUGUAAAAAAUGCAUUUGAAAAUAUUUUUUUCAAUAAGCCUUACAUGUUACAUGUCAUUUCUGUUAAGUGAUGGACAUGAGUAGUGCGCAGGUGCACGUAUGUUCUCAAAAUAAAAAAUGCGCUCCAGAUCAAAUAACGCGCUCCGCAUACUGGCGUCACUGUUCUGUCCUUGGGCUGGUCGUUGUUGAGUUUUGGCACAGGGGACAAU
This is a messenger RNA of Hypanus sabinus (Atlantic stingray), 4406 nucleotides long. Its product is annotated as solute carrier family 35 member D3. The transcript has 4 exons. The record is from RefSeq and is a predicted model, not a curated record. NCBI's taxonomy places the organism in Eukaryota, Metazoa, Chordata, Chondrichthyes, Myliobatiformes, Dasyatidae. The coding region runs from base 251 to 1306 and encodes 351 amino acids.